UCUCAAGCUGUGAAAUUACAAAACGUUUGAGGCGUCACACGGGUGGGAACUAAUAUCUGUACCAAAACAUCGUUAUUUAUUAAUUCAUUUAUUUUAAGUAUAUUCACGCACCAUGUUUCUACCCGGACAACAUUCAGCGGUGCUGUGUUGAACAUUUCCGUUCCGUCUACAUUGAGCUGUGUUCCAAACCCCGCACCUGCGAGGACUCGAGGACUCAUUAUCAGUCCCGCUUUGUUGACGUCACUAAAGUGCAGACUCGGAGCAGGACAGCAGUGCUUAGGGUGCCAUUUUGAGACAGGACCGAGAUGAAAGAAAAAAGAAAUCCCGCCUUCUGCGCGAUGAUUGGCUGGUUGUUCAAGUUGGCUUGGACUGUUAGCCAAUCAGAGCGCUAGAAGGAAGACGUAGUGAAGAGGAAGCGUUCUCGGUUUGCUGUGUAAACACUUGUGGAGGUAUGAGCUUGUUUCUGCCUAAAUUGUCGUGUAAAAAGCAUGUAGAUGAAGUCAUUAAAACAGUCGCGGAGAAAGUGCUGGUGUUGCGCUUCGGACGAGAUGAAGACUCUGCCUGCAUGCAGUUGGACGAGAUUCUGUCAAAAACGUCCCACGACCUGAGUAACAUGACCUCUAUCUAUCUUGUGGAUGUGGAUAAAGUGCCAGUUUAUACCCGGUACUUUGACAUCAGUUAUAUUCCUUCAACUGUCUUCUUCUUCAAUGGGCAGCACAUGAAGGUUGAUUAUGGGUCUCCAGAUCAUACCAAGUUUGUCGGAUGCUUUAAAACCAAGCAAGACUUCAUUGAUCUCAUCGAGGUGAUCUAUCGUGGUGCCAUGAGAGGAAAAUUGAUUGUGCGAAGUCCUAUCGAUCCACGAAAUAUUCCUAAAUAUGAUCUGCUGUACCAUGGGAUUUAGCUGUGAAUUGUUUCACCGCAAAUUUGGAGGUUGGGUUUGCAAAGUGGGGGUUAAAUUACAAAGGAUAUGAAGACGAAAGCAUGGCUUUGAGGUGUUUGCUUGUAUUUGUAAAGCAAAUGAAUGUCAACAACAAUAUAGUUCUUUCCUAAGGAAAUGCCUUUUAGAUUGGUUUUUGAAAGCAGAUGCUCUCAUUCCUACAUUACAUGGUACCAUUUUGCUUUUUUAAAAAAUGAAUGUAAUGAAUUUGCAUUUGUAUACUUGUAAAAAAUUCAUUAAAAAAUAAAAUUGAAUGAGUUA
Ictalurus furcatus (blue catfish) is the source of this 1198-nucleotide messenger RNA. RefSeq names its product thioredoxin-like 4B (gene txnl4b). Lineage: Eukaryota; Metazoa; Chordata; Actinopteri; Siluriformes; Ictaluridae. Gene Ontology annotation, cellular component: U5 snRNP; U4/U6 x U5 tri-snRNP complex; spliceosomal complex. The transcript is spliced from 3 exons. Gene Ontology annotation, biological process: mRNA splicing, via spliceosome. The record is from RefSeq and is a predicted model, not a curated record. Bases 452 to 901 code for a protein of 149 amino acids.